AAUAAGUAGGUCUAUUCUUCCGGUAUUUUUUAUUCGGGUCCACGUCUCAUCAUACUGUAGAAGGAUUUAAAAUAUGUACUCUUAAAACAUUUCAAACAGCAGACACAGCUAUGAAUGGAAAACACACUGCUGGUUUGGGUGGUAGUGUUGCCCUGGGAACUAUUCAUCCAUUUGGACCUCACAACAGCAGUAGAAAUUCAUUUUUGAAAAUGGUUGCCAAGGAAAUGGAUUUUCUUAUGGCAGAGCCCAAGGCAAGGAGGAUCAUUGCCUAUGCAGCAGUUAAUAUUGUUUGUGUUUUCAUUUUACUUCUUUGGUGUCACUCAACAAACAGCAUGGCACUGACAGCUUACUCAUAUCUGGCAAUAUUUGAUUUGCUGAGGUUGCUGACCGCACUGAUAACCCUUUGGGUUCAGAAACAGGGUCCAUCUUCUGUUUUUUCCUUUGGAUAUGAGCGUUUUGAGGUGUUAGCUGUGUUCUCAAGUACAAUGUUGGCACAACUAGGGUCCUUCUUUAUCAUUAAAGAAAGUGUGGAAAGAAUGAUACAGCAACCAGAUGUUCAUGAAGGCAGGCUAUUACUAGGAGCCUUGGUAGCUUUCUUGGUUCACAUCUUCAUGACAUACAGUGUUGAAAACAAGGCAUUCAACCAUGUUGUGGAGGCUUCCAGUUCUAGUUGGCUUCAGGAACAUGUAGCUGACAUCAGUGAAGGAUUCUGUAAGGUGGUCCCUGGACUAAGCAGGCUGUUGCUACCUAGAAUCAACCCCUUCGCUCUGAUAGCAUUUGCUGGGGCCACAGCUCUCUUUGUCACCUAUGUUCUCAUAGACAUGUAUAAUUACCAAGCUGCAGACACCUGGGCAGCUAUGUGUAUCUCAGUGAUGACGUUUGGCACCAUGUUUCCCAUGGCAGUUUACAGUGGGAUGAUCCUUUUACAGACCACCCCCACCUAUGUGAUUGGUCAGCUGGACAAAUGCCUGAGAGAGGCCUCCACUCUUGAUGGGGUUUUAGAGUUCAGAAAUGAACAUUUUUGGACUUUGUCAUUUGGAAAACUGAAAUAUCCGUAUGGAAAUUUUAGUGAUGGCAUUGUAUUAUUUGUAGACGGCAUCUGUGUUUUCAGUUACAGUCAGGUUGUCUACUAA
Lingula anatina is the source of this 1133-nucleotide messenger RNA. RefSeq names its product zinc transporter 6-A-like. The record is from RefSeq and is a predicted model, not a curated record. Gene Ontology annotation, molecular function: monoatomic cation transmembrane transporter activity. Gene Ontology annotation, biological process: zinc ion transport; transmembrane transport. NCBI's taxonomy places the organism in Eukaryota, Metazoa, Brachiopoda, Lingulata, Lingulida, Lingulidae. Gene Ontology annotation, cellular component: Golgi apparatus; membrane.